Haliotis rubra (blacklip abalone) is the source of this 1716-nucleotide messenger RNA. RefSeq names its product solute carrier family 2, facilitated glucose transporter member 8-like. The coding region runs from base 89 to 1519 and encodes 476 amino acids. Gene Ontology annotation, molecular function: sugar transmembrane transporter activity. Gene Ontology annotation, cellular component: membrane. Gene Ontology annotation, biological process: carbohydrate transport; transmembrane transport. NCBI's taxonomy places the organism in Eukaryota, Metazoa, Mollusca, Gastropoda, Lepetellida, Haliotidae. The record is from RefSeq and is a predicted model, not a curated record. The transcript has a single exon.
ACGUCAAGCAGCCCAAAUCGCAUUUGCUCAACGUCAAGUUCUGACUUCAUUUGCGAUUGUUGCGUGGCAGUAACAGUGAGCGAGUCCUAUGAAUCGCGAGAAGGAGCUUUCAUACAGAAACAAGAUGGCUUCGCUAGAAGCUGGUGCUCGUUUGGUGCAGUCAAAGUAUGAAGGAUCUCCCCGUCGUUUGAUUUGGACAACUUUCGUAGCAUGUCUGGGAGCUUUGUGCUUUGGAUAUGUCAUCGGAUACAGUUCUCCGGCAAUUCCUAGCAUGGUUAAAAGUGGUGUUUUCACCAAGCAAGACGCGGGCUGGUUUGGGUCGCUCAUGACAGUUGGAGCAAUACUCGGGGGUCCUGCAGGCGGAUGGUGUAUUGAGAAGUUUGGCAGACGCAAAUCACUGAUGAUAGCGUCUGUUCCGUUCUUAUUGGGUUGGGUUGCGAUGCUGUCGUCAUCGACAUUGACGUAUCUUUAUACUGGACGAUUUCUUACCGGAUUCUCCUCGGGAUUAGUGACAGUUUGUGUUCCUGUUUAUAUCGCUGAAAUUUCAACGAAAUCCAUGAGAGGUGUUCUUGGAUCAUGCACUCAACUUUUCAUAACAGUGGGAAUAUUGCUGGCAUAUGCCUGUGGACUUUACUUUGACUGGCGAGGUCUGGCUUUUAUAGGUGCUGUCCAAGCAGCCCUAGCACUGGUCAUGUCAUGUUUCAUCCCAGAAACACCCCGAUGGUUGCUGGGGAAGAACAAGAAGGCUGAAGCCAUCCAGGCCUUGAAGGUUCUCCGUGAUUCACAUAUGGAUGUCCAGGAGGAAUGCCGAGACAUUGAAGAAGGCCUUGAUCCACAAGAGGAGUUUGCUUGGUCGGAAUUUCUGCAGAAACCGGAACUCUCCAGGCCUCUCUUCAUUGCACUAACCGUUUUUGUGUUUCAACAACUGAGUGGAAUCAAUGCUGUUAUGUUCUACACUGUGUCAAUAUUUGAAUCUGCAAUUCCAGAUCUUGCCCAUGGUGCUACCGUGGCUGUUGGUGCUGUCCAAGUGGUAGCUACAUUUGCUGCCUGUCUCCUGAUGGAUCGAGCUGGACGAAGGAAACUGUUGAUCAUCGCUGGAUUAAUUAUGUCAGCAACUCUCUUCAUAUUUGGGCUUUACUACAGGUUGCUAGCCAGCAAUUCCUUGAACAAUACCAUGAAAACCUGGCUACCAGUCUGCUCACUCAUGAUCUAUAUUGUCGGAUUUUCUUUGGGAUGGGGUCCGAUUCCUAUGCUUGUUAUGUCUGAAAUAUUUCCUUCUCGUGCAAGGGGAGCAGCAAGCUCGAUUGCAAUCCUUGGUAACUGGCUUGUGGCAUUUGUGGUGACGAAAGAAUUCAUGACGAUGCAAACGAUUCUUGGACAAGAUGGAACCUUUUAUCUGUUUGCAUUCUUUUGUCUGAUGUCUGUUAUGUUCGUUGUGAAAUAUCUUCCAGAGACAAAAGGAAAGUCAUUGGAAGAUAUUGAGCUCUACUUUCUGGGAAGAACAUUAAUUGAUAAGUAAGCCUUUUGUUCAGAGUAUUUAAUAACAACAUGAUGAUAGCAUUUGGGGUGUUAUUAAUUACUUUUGGAGGUAAAUAUUUUGCUGGCUUUGUUCCAUUAGAAACAUGAAAAACAUACUGUCAGCAUAAUCAUUGCACAAAACAAUGAUGAUGAACAUGAUUUUACAUUACCCAUCAACAUAUUUAUAAUGUUUAUAAU